Manduca sexta (tobacco hornworm) is the source of this 429-nucleotide messenger RNA. RefSeq names its product loricrin. NCBI's taxonomy places the organism in Eukaryota, Metazoa, Arthropoda, Insecta, Lepidoptera, Sphingidae. The record is from RefSeq and is a predicted model, not a curated record. The transcript is spliced from 3 exons. Bases 13 to 399 code for a protein of 128 amino acids.
GGUUGUAUCAACAUGAAGUGCUCUAGACCUUUCGUUUUGUUAAUACUGGCAGCGUUAUUUUACGCGACCUCUGGAAGCGAGGCUGAAGGAAAGAUUAAGCCCAGCAAGGUGCAGCCCAGAGGGUUAGGUAUUGGUGGUGGCGGCAAAGAGCUAGCUAACAGUGGCGGCAGCGAAGGAGGGAACUCUGGUGGAGGAGGAUUUGCGUCAUUACUAAAUAUUUGCAAAAAUGAAUCAUCAGUCAACAGCAACCCGUUUUUAUGCAUGAUAUGCAAGGGACCUUCAGGUAAUUGCUUCAAAUCUGGCGGCGGUGGUAGUUCUGGUGGGUCAGGAGGAUCUGGCGGAUCUGGUAGUGCUAGCAGUGCGGCUUCUGCUGCUUCUGCUGCUUCUGCUACCUCGUAAUCCUCAAAAUGAGAAAAAAUAAAUUUAUGG